AUGGAUUUCCUCAAGACCGCUCUCGACACCGCGUCCAAGAACAACAAGAAGGAUGAGCAGAAGCCGAGUGGAAGCGGUCUCCAGACUGGAAACCCCCUCGCCGAUGGGCUUCUUGGAAAACUGAAUGGCGCUUUGGGUGGUGGACCCGAGGCUGAGAAGAAAGAGGAUAUGCUCGACAAAGCCAUCGAUCUCUUCCAAGAGCAUGUUCUCAAGGAGGGCCCACAGAACAACGAGAGCGCCAUUGAGCAGGCGAAGGACAAGAUGAUCGCUGACACCAUCCGUUCUCAGUUCAAGAGCGUCACCGGGAAAGAGUUCCCCAUCAAGCCCAAGCAGUAG
This is a messenger RNA of Coprinopsis cinerea okayama7#130, 336 nucleotides long. RefSeq lists its product as hypothetical. The record is from RefSeq and is a predicted model, not a curated record. The transcript has 3 exons. Bases 1 to 336 code for a protein of 111 amino acids. NCBI's taxonomy places the organism in Eukaryota, Fungi, Basidiomycota, Agaricomycetes, Agaricales, Psathyrellaceae.